Fundulus heteroclitus (mummichog) is the source of this 2383-nucleotide messenger RNA. It is a transcript of the gene sdr42e2, whose product is annotated as short chain dehydrogenase/reductase family 42E, member 2. The record is from RefSeq and is a predicted model, not a curated record. The transcript is spliced from 12 exons. The coding region runs from base 592 to 2052 and encodes 486 amino acids. NCBI's taxonomy places the organism in Eukaryota, Metazoa, Chordata, Actinopteri, Cyprinodontiformes, Fundulidae. Gene Ontology annotation, molecular function: 3-beta-hydroxy-Delta5-steroid dehydrogenase (NAD+) activity. Gene Ontology annotation, biological process: steroid biosynthetic process.
GAGAUAUCGGGGGAACAGUUCUGGUGAAACGUAAACGCUGUAAAGAGACGGUGUGGGUCAAGGUGACUGAUUCCCACACAUCUUUUUAUCUGUCAUUCUGGCCUCAGCAGGCUUUUCCGGCUGGUCUCUGUUUCUCAGAAGAUAAAAAAAAAAGUUAUCAGAUUCAGGAAGUUUGACAUCAAGUCUCGUUUUAUUUUUCAGUUUUACCAAUGUCUUUAAGAAGAGAGAAGGGACCUUUAAUUGAACUGUAUAAAAAGUUUCACCUUCAACCCCAGUUUGACAAAGUCUGUGAUGAGUUAACUGAGAAAUGACUGCAGUUUUCAGGCAAGCAAAAGCCCGUUCUGUCAUGGAACAAUCAUAAAAUGUCUAAAUACAUAACAUACUAUUCAAACAUUGAACUGUGGUAUCAAAUAAAGGAGGAGGCGAUUCCCGCUGCACGCUUCAUCCAGACAUUACGGAAGGAGAUCCUCCCAAAGCUGGCCCAAGGGUGGAGCUUUGGGAGGGCCCACGCAUGCGGCAGAGCUGGAAUUUCUUCAUAAGGCAGCUGGCAGGAACAGGUACCAAUGUAAGGCGAGGAGGAGCUCUGUAAGGAUGUCCAUGGACCUGUACAGCCCCAACAUGGGUGAGAAUGGGGCCUCCAUGUGCCAGAUGAAGCAGCUACCCUGCCACGGCGUGCCGCUCCUUCGCCUGCAGGCUGGUGGGCACCACGCACACAGCCACUCAAACCUCCCUCACAAGCCGUGCUUGAGCGACCCAUCGCUGGUGGCGGCCUCUGGGACAACCCCUGCCCUCCGGCAGAGGGUCAGCGGUGCCACGGCAGGAACCUGCAACAGCCCCAGCUGUGCUGCUUGGAGACAUGGACAGGUGGGAACAGCAGCCUGGGACGGCCAGAAGGGGAAGGUGCUGGUGACAGGUGGAGCGGGAUAUUUUGGCUUCAGGCUGGGGAAGGAGCUGGCCAGCGAGGGGAUGACCGUGAUCCUCCUGGAUGUGAACAAGCCUCCCUGGGACAUUCCUGAGGGAGCGAUCUUCUUCCAGAGCGACAUUCGGACCUAUUCCUCCCUCCAUAAAGUGUGUGAAGGCGUGGACUGCAUCUUCCACACCGCAUCUUAUGGCAUGUCUGGCCCAGAGCAGCUCAGGAAGGAGCAGGUGGAGUCAGUCAACGUCGGAGGAACCAAGAAUGUCAUAAAGGUGUGUAUAGAGAGAGGCAUCCCCAGGCUGGUGUACACCAGCACCAUCAACGUGGUGUUCGCUGGCAAACCGAUCGUGGAUGGAGACGAGGCUUCGGUGCCAUAUUUGCCUGGCGAUUUGCACAUUGACCACUACUCCAGAACUAAAGCGGUGGCGGAGCGGAUGGUCCUCUCGGCCAACGGAUCCUCCGUGAAAGGCGGAGGGACACUGCAGACCUGCGUCCUGCGUCCCUGUGGCAUCUACGGACCAGAGGAGAGGAGACAUCUCCACAGAGUGAUGAUGAACGUGGAGCGGCGCCUGUUCAGCUUCAGGUUCGGAGACCCAGCAGCCAAGAUGAAUUGGGUCCAUGUAGAUAACCUGGUCCUGGCCCACAAGCUGGCAGCUGAGGCUCUCACAAAGAAGAAAAGCUGCGUCGCUAGCGGGCAGGCAUAUUUCAUCAAUGAUGGCAUUUCCGUCAAUCUCUUUGAGUGGCUGACACCUUUGUUUGAAAAACUGGGCUACAGCAGACCCUCAAUAAAUCUGCCGGUUUCACUCGUCUAUACAGCAGCUAUUCUGGUGGAGUAUUUACACGUGAUUCUGAGACCGGUGAUCAAAGUGCCUCUUCUCUUUACCAGGAGUGAGGUCAGAAACAUCACCGUGAGCCACACCUUCAAGAUCGAUAAGGCCCGUCGAGAGCUGGGUUACAGCCCGAAGCCGUACAGCCUGGCAGACUCCGUAGAGCAGUACCUGAAGAACCGACGGUCUCGUGCGCCCCGACUUCCUGUCAACCUGUCCUACAUCAGGCUGCUGCCGCAACUGGGUGUCCUGCUGCUGCUAAUGGGUCUCAGCCUGGUGCUGUUCCUGUUCUACACCAUCCUUAGUUAGGAGAUAAAUACUUGUUACGAUGUUGGAUGGAGAUGCUUUCAAAGCUACCGUAUUUUUCGGACUAUGAGUCGCACGUUUUUCAUAUUUUAGCCGAUCCUGCGACUUACAGUCAGGUGCGACUAAUAUAUGAAUUUAGAUGGUAAAUCAUACUGAACGACAUGAACCAAGUAGUAAACUUUCAUACUGUUAGCUUAGCAUGUAGCACCGUGAUGCCCACCGUCUAAUUUCAGCGUAAUUAAUUAGACCGAAAUGCUCUGACAAACUUUCCUGGUUGGAGUUGGUGGCUUGUUGUGCUAAUUUACUUCAUUCAACCUCCCAGGUAUGUUGCAUA